GGCAUACAGCGCUGCCAUUUGCUCUUCCAUCGCAGCUCGCGGAAACGACGGAGAUCACGCUGCGCUUAACCGUCUUUAUAAGAAUUUGUCUGGCGUUGCUGGUUAUCGGUGUGAUUAGCGGUAUAAUUCCAGCGGAUAUGUUGGUGAAGCUGGUCGGUGCGGGACUGCUGGCCGGCGUCCUGCUGGUCACGUGGACGACGGUGGAGGCGCUGCCGGUGGACGCCGAUGUGGAGGCCAAUGAUAGCGCCGAGCCGCAGGACGCCGCGGGACUGUGGAUGGUGGAGGCCGUGAAGCGCGACACCAACCGCCUGUACGGCCUGCAUCCGGCGCUGCGCUACCGCUGGCCGGCCGCUCUGCGCCGCGCCUACCUGGAGGGACUGCGCGUGCCCCCCAUGCUCGUCAACAAGCGCUACGCCUACGCCCUCGACGAGCCGCCGGAACCCAAUGAGUUCCUCGGCAAAUAAACCGCGUUCAUCCUGUCCCGCAUUUGUUUCAUUAGUUUCUCAUUACUCUGCAAUAAAAUGAAUAGUCUCAUCUUCGGAAGUACACAGUCGCAGUUGUGAUUGCCGGCUUUCGGUUUUUUUUGCUGAUUUUACUAAAGCGUUGUGCUUGUGUGAAUAUACUCGCUAAGUGUUUUGCUGAUGGAAACGUUGCUGCAUCAAAACGGUCAUACGGAAA
Molecule: messenger RNA, 678 nt
Organism: Paramacrobiotus metropolitanus
Lineage: Eukaryota; Metazoa; Tardigrada; Eutardigrada; Parachela; Macrobiotidae
Exons: 2
Coding region: 138-464 (108 amino acids)
Source: RefSeq, a predicted model, not a curated record